Molecule: messenger RNA, 3303 nt
Organism: Lates calcarifer (barramundi perch)
Lineage: Eukaryota; Metazoa; Chordata; Actinopteri; Centropomidae
Product: cadherin-7
Biological process (GO): calcium-dependent cell-cell adhesion; cell-cell junction assembly; adherens junction organization
Cellular component (GO): plasma membrane; catenin complex; adherens junction
Molecular function (GO): calcium ion binding; cadherin binding
Source: RefSeq, a predicted model, not a curated record
GAGAGAGAGAGAGAGAGAGAGGGAAGGAGAGAGAGAGAGUCAGACUUGCCACAUCCCUGCCAAGGGUGAGCAUUUUACGCGCGAUUCAGUCGCCGAUCUCCAACAGCCCCUCUCCGCCACCAGGACUAAUUUCAUCAUGAAAACUUUUAAACUCUUUAUUUCGACAUAAGCUGUUUUCCUCCGUUUGAUGCGUGGAGAAAAAAAAAGCUUCAACUUUUACCACCAGACACCAUCCGUGCGGCGGUGAAGUUAUUCCAUCUUCUUUUGGUGCCAAUUAUACAGCCCUCCGUGUUGAAGCCUCCCCCGGUCGCCAUUGACCCUGUUAGCCAGCUUUAAUGUCAACUCCCUGGCUCCAAAGUGGAGGGAAUUACCCCACUUUUAGUCUCCAAUGAGGAAAAAAGAAGAGCAACACAGCAAAAUGCAGAGCUUGACUCUUUUUCAACCCAUGCGUUCUUUUCAGGGUCUGACUGCUCUUGCUUUCUGGUGAAACACAGGGUCAGGACUGUGUGGAUAAGACCCUGAGGGUUUUGACAUUUCAGCUUUUCUGCCUUUUUUUUUUUUCUUUUUUCUUUUCUACAUUUUUGCUCCUCUGGCCUCAGUGCCUUUUGGAGGGGGGCCCAGAUGAUGAUGGGGUGGUGUUGCUCAGGCAUAUGCAGAGCCCUGGCUCUCCUGGCACUCCUGUCUCCCUUGCGGGAAAGGGGCUGCUGGGGGCUGAAUCCCAGCUCUGGGGAUCUGGAGAAGUCCCCACACUCUGAUCCAGACCCCUGGGAGGUCCUGCACAGGCACAAACGCAGCUGGGUAUGGAACCAGUUCUUCGUAUUGGAGGAGUACACAGGAAAUGAACCACUCUAUGUUGGCAAGCUACACUCAGAUGUGGAUAAAGGAGAUGGCAAAGUGAAGUAUGUGUUAUCUGGUGAGGGCGCCACCUCCAUCUUCACCAUUGAUGAGAACACAGGAGACAUCCAUGCCACAAAGCGGCUUGAUCGGGAGGCACAGGCUUACUACACCCUCCAAGCUCAAGCUGUAGACCGUCUCACUAAUUUACCCGUAGAGCCCAAGUCUGAAUUUGUGGUCAAGGUCCAGGACAUCAAUGAUAAUGAGCCAAAGUUUCUUGAUGGACCGUACUUGGCAGGGGUACCAGAGAUGUCACCCUUAGGAACCAUGGUAGUGCAAGUGGCAGCCACAGAUGCAGAUGACCCAACAUAUGGGAACAGCGCCAGGGUGGUCUACAGCAUCAUCCAUGGACAGCCGUAUUUCUCAGUGGAGCCCAAGACAGGUGUCAUCAGAACAGCUCUGCCCAACAUGGACCGGGAGACACGGGACCAGUAUGUGCUCGUCAUCCAGGCCAAAGACAUGGUCGGCCAGAUGGGCGGCCUCUCUGGCACCACCUCUGUCACUGUCACACUCACUGACGUCAACGACAACCCACCUCGGUUCACUCACAAGAGCUAUCAGUACACAGUGCAGGAGUCGCUGCCGGUGCAAUCUGUGGUGGCCAGAAUCAAAGCAGUGGAUGCUGAUAUAGGCUCCAACGCGGAGAUGGACUACAGAAUCAUGGACGGAGACGGGCCCGGCAUGUUCAACAUUACAACAGAUGAGGAUACACAAGAGGGGGUCAUCAUUCUGCUAAAGCCUCUUGACUUUGAAACAAAGAGCAGCUUUUCUCUGAGAAUCGAAGCCACAAACAGGAAUAUUGACUCCAACUUCUUGAGCUUGGGCCCAUUCAGCGACACCACAUCAGUCAAAGUGACGGUGGAAGACGUGAACGAGCCACCCGUCUUUUCCGCGACACUUAGCAGGAUGGUUGUUUCGGAGGAUGCCAAAGUGGGCACCUCGAUCGGGAAGGUCUCUGCCCAUGACCCAGACACCUCCAACAGUGCCAUCAGGUACUCCAUAGACAGGAACACAGACUUGGAGCGCUUCUUCAAUGUGGACGCUCUAAGCGGGGUCAUCAGCACAGCCAAGCCUCUAGACCGAGAGGCCAACUCGGUUCAUAACCUCACCAUCUUCGGCAUCGAGAGCCAGGACCCAGCCCAAAUUGGAAAAGGCAUCGCUCUCAUCACAGUGCUGGACAUAAAUGAUAAUGCGCCGGUCUUUGCCAUAGACUAUGAAACUCUCCUCUGUGAGAACGCCAUGCCAGGACAGGUGAUUCAGACCAUCAGUGCGGUGGAUAAGGACGAACCUCUGAGCGGUCACCGCUUUUAUUUCGCCCUUGCUGCACCUGUUGCCGGGAACCUCAACUUCACUCUGCGAGAUAACAAAGACAACACAGCAUCCAUACUGACAAAGCGAGGUGGUUUCAGGAGAAGGGAGCAGCCUGUUUAUCGGCUGCCCGUGCUUAUCGUGGACAGUGGAAGUCCUGCCCUCAGCAGCACUAACACGCUCUCAGUGCGUGUGUGUGACUGCGACUCUGACGGCGUGGCCUUGUCUUGUGGAGCCGUGGCCUACACUUCGACUGGCCUGAGCACCGGUGCCCUCCUGGCUAUUUUAGGCUGCAUUAUCACACUUCUAGUGAUGGUUCUGCUAAUUGUGACAAUGCGUCGGAGGAGGAAGGAGCCUCUGAUUCUGGAGGAGGAGAGGGACAUCAGAGAGAACAUUGUCCGUUAUGACGACGAGGGCGGGGGAGAGGAGGACACAGAGGCCUUUGACAUGGUUACCCUGCGCAACCUGAAUGUCAUCAGAGACCCCAACGUACGGCGAGAUGUCACACCAGAUACACCUACCUUCUUCCACUACCCAUCAGCUACUCGCCCGUCCUAUAAAUCCCUGCCGGACAAUGUGGUGUUUCGAGAGUUUAUUUGGGAACGACUUAAGGAUGCUGAUGUGGACCCGUCAGCUCCCCCAUAUGACUCCCUGCAGACAUAUGCUUUUGAAGGCAGCGGCUCAGUAGCAGAGUCACUAAGCUCACUGGAGUCACUAAGCACAGACUCAGAUCAGAACUAUGACUAUCUCAGCAACUGGGGACCACGCUUCAAAAAGCUGGCCGACCUGUACGGCAACAGCGACGGCACCAGUGUGUUCUCAUAGCCCCGAAAUGUCUCUCUUAACAUUUAAAUAAGAGUAAUUUAUUGUCACAGAAAAUGAUUUUGUCUGCCUUAGUGCACUGGAGGAAAAGAUUCAAAGACAACGCAAGAGAGACUGAAAGAUAAAUACUUUGACUUCAAAGAUUUUUGGUUUGUUUACCUCCUUGUAUGGAUUUUCAAAAGCGUGCCAUGGUGAGUUUUGACACAGACUUCAAAAGUGGCUUGAGUGAGGAGGAAACCUUGUGUGCAAAAGACAUUAAAGGUUUCAGAUUUUGGGCUU